CAGGAUGUGGGCGCUGUCCAUGCUGUACCGGUAUGAAAUCCCUCUUGCUGUGGCGGGGCUGGUGCUCGUCCGCUGGCUGCCUGCGCUGCUCUCUCCCCGCUCCUGCCCGACACCUCCUGCGCCCGCUCCGCUGCCCCGCCCCGCCAAGCUGCUGCUCCUCCUCUCCUCCCUCCACCGGCUCCAUCUCCUCCUCUUCCCCCCGUUCCAUCUCUUCACGCACCACAAUAUCCCCAUUCUCGCACACAACACGCUCCUUCGCGACGCCCUAGAGACGGACAACGGCCCGUCCCCGCUGGCCGACCUCUUGCUCGCCCGCCUCAAGGUGCUCGACAACCGGUACCUCUACGCCCGGCUGGGCCACCGCCCCCUGUUGGAGUGUCUGUGGUGCACCCGUCCGGCCGACUACUUUCUGUUCGCGCUCCCGUCCGUCCUCUGGCCGUACCUCUGUGAUGCGGUGGUGCUCGGCAUGUUGAGCUGGAGGGCUGUAGGGGGCGCAUGGGCGGGGCGACGCGCGGAGAGGUGGAGGGGUGUCAUGGCGUGGGUUCUGCUGGGCGCGGCUGUGGGAGAGAUUGGCGUCAAGUGGGGGUGGGACGUCGUCGCGGUGGAAGGGGAUUGUGUCCAUGUUGCGCCGGCGAUACAUACCGUCCGCUCUUUAUUCCUCCUCCUGCUUCCCAUCGUAUACGUCCUCCUUCCCCUCCCUGCCCCGCCGGCUCACAGACCGUCGCCAUCGACUAUCAUGCCGUACCUCGCGUCUCUCCAGUCUACGCUUCAUUACACGUCUGUCACGCGUACAGCCAUAUCGCACUCUUCACAACUACGUACAGCCGCACAGGCAGUCAGCAAGAGGGAUAGUGAGUACGCAGACAAGGUGAGGAAAGACGACGCGGUAUGGGCAAGCGCGAGAGAGGCGGGGGUGGAUGAGGAUGGGAUAAGGAGGCAGGUGCGGGUGAUGCUGAAGAAUGGGUGGGAGCGGUUGAUGCGGUUAGCAGAGUUGUGAAUGACGAGGACGGCAGGUAGAGGAGUUUUGGGAGUGAAGAGUUGUAUCGUUUUAUCAUCAUGUACAUUAU
Molecule: messenger RNA, 1067 nt
Organism: Cryptococcus deneoformans JEC21
Lineage: Eukaryota; Fungi; Basidiomycota; Tremellomycetes; Tremellales; Cryptococcaceae
Exons: 2
Coding region: 5-997 (330 amino acids)
Source: RefSeq, a predicted model, not a curated record